AUGGACAGUGAAGAAGUUUACUGUCAAGCCUUUGCCGAUGAUGUCGUCCUGGUGUUCUCUGGACAAAAAUUCCCCAAAAUUGAAGAAAAAGCUAAUAGAACACUCGCCCUUGUGCAUGAUUGGGGUGUGCGUAACAAACUUGGUUUUGCUGCACACAAAACCAAUGCAAUAAUAAUUACCAGAAAACUUAAAUACGACACACCUCAACUCCACAUGGGAGGAACAAACAUAAAAAUUGUAGACGAAAUUAAAUUAUUAGGCCUUAUAAUAGACAAAAAAUUAACCUUCCAUAGUCAUGUUGUACAUAUAUGUCGAAAGGUUACAAAUAUAUAUAAACAUUUAGUAAAGACAGCAAAAAUUUCUUGGGGAUUGAGUUCGGAGAUCAUCAGGACGAUAUAUGUUUCAGUCGUCGAGCCGAUCGUGCUCUAUGCAGCCAGUGUCUGGGCAAGUGCAUCACAAAAAAUAUCUAUACAAAAACAUCUUAACACCCUGCAGAGGGGCUUCGCACAAAAAAUUUGCAAAGCUUACAGAACCGUAUCGCUGAAUUCGGCACUCAUAUUAACGGGACUGUUACCUCUGGAUAUCCGCUUGCGGGAAGCUGCAAGGCUGUAUGAAGCAAAGCGCGGGAAACCGCAGGAGGAUAUCCUGGGGGACAGAAAAGUCGAAGUAAAGGAACUCUUUAUUGAAGCCGACCAUCCAGCUAAAGAAGAAGAAAUAACUUUUAGCACAAUAGAAGCAGCAGAAAUUUUGACCAAAAUUAAUGAAAUUCGAAACAACCGGGGCGAUGUAAAACUGUAUUGGAUUAAGGCACAUUGUGGCAUCUUGGGAAAUGAAAGAGCAGAUGAAUUGGCUAAGUUAGCAGCAGAAACGUCCAAACAAGCACCAGUUUAUGAUUGCUUCCCGCUGUCCUACGCAAAGCGCCAACUCAGGGACAACACUAUAAAUACAUGGCAAGAACGAUAUACGAAGGCUGAAACAGGAGUUGUUACAAGAAGAUUUUUUCCAGAUGUAACAGAAUCAUAUAAAACAAUUGAAAAAAUUAAUGUUAAUAACUUAAUAUCACAAAUAUUGACAGGUCAUGGAGGCUUUAAAGCCUACCUAUUUAGAUUCAAAUUGGCGGAAAGCCCCUACUGCAGUUGUGAUAACCAAACUUCACAAACAAUCGAACAUAUUCUUAUAGACUGUCCUAAAUUUCAAUUAGCAAGACUGGAAUGUGAACUGCGUAUGGGCUUUGUGCUACAAGAAGAAACUCUAAACAGAGCUAUUAACAACAAUGACAGCCGAACUCACUUUUUUAAAUUCGCAAUAAGUAGUGUAGAAAAAAUUGUUAAAGAAAAUAAGACAUAA
This is a messenger RNA of Parnassius mnemosyne (clouded apollo), 1347 nucleotides long. The record is from the annotation of a GenBank genome assembly. NCBI's taxonomy places the organism in Eukaryota, Metazoa, Arthropoda, Insecta, Lepidoptera, Papilionidae.